Messenger RNA from Talpa occidentalis (Iberian mole), 858 nucleotides. It is a transcript of the gene FKBP7, whose product is annotated as FKBP prolyl isomerase 7. The record is from RefSeq and is a predicted model, not a curated record. The coding region runs from base 64 to 708 and encodes 214 amino acids. The transcript is spliced from 4 exons. Lineage: Eukaryota; Metazoa; Chordata; Mammalia; Eulipotyphla; Talpidae. Gene Ontology annotation, molecular function: calcium ion binding; peptidyl-prolyl cis-trans isomerase activity.
GGCCCGGGCCACAGCGACGCGCGGCGGGGAGCGCGGCGGGCCUCCGGGCCGACUUCGGGCAUCAUGCGUGUCCUCUUCAGAGUAGUCGUUUUCUUUUGUGUGUGGGACGUUUUUACUGCCCAGAAAGAGAGCCCAGAGGAAGUGAAAAUAGAAGUUUUGCAUCGUCCAGAAAACUGCUCUAAGACGAGCAAGAAGGGAGAUCUGCUAAAUGCCCAUUACGACGGCUACUUGGCUAAAGACGGCUCGAAAUUCUACUGCAGCCGGACACAAAAUGAAGGCCACCCCAAAUGGUUUGUUCUUGGUGUUGGACAAGUCAUAAAAGGCCUAGACAUUGCUAUGAUGGAUAUGUGCCCCGGAGAAAAGCGAAAAGUGAUUAUACCCCCUUCCUUCGCAUAUGGAAAAGAAGGCUAUGCAGAAGGCAAGAUUCCACCGGAUGCAACAUUGGUUUUUGAGAUCGAACUUUAUGCUGUAACCAAAGGACCACGAAGCAUUGAAACGUUUAAACAGAUAGAUACUGACAAUGACAGGCAACUCUCUAAAACUGAGAUAAAUCAGUACUUGGAAAGGGAAUUUGAAAAAGAUGAGAAGCCACGUGACAAGUCAUACCAGAAUGCAGUUUUAGAAGAUAUUUUUAAGAAGAAUGACCAUGAUGGUGAUGGCUUCAUUUCUUCCAAGGAAUACAAUGUAUAUCAACAUGAUGAACUAUAGUUUAUUUUUCUAUCAGAAUUUCAUACUGUGCUUUAUAAAGUGAAGUCACUUUUCUCCAAGAUGUAUUUUCUAUUUUUCACCCAUGAGAAUAUAUUUGGACACCUCCUUUGCAUGUAAUUAUGUUAUAAUAAAUGUGAGACUGUUUUGCAA